Molecule: messenger RNA, 2260 nt
Organism: Saccostrea cuccullata (small rock oyster)
Lineage: Eukaryota; Metazoa; Mollusca; Bivalvia; Ostreida; Ostreidae
Product: protein Wnt-10a-like
Exons: 6
Coding region: 634-1803 (389 amino acids)
Biological process (GO): canonical Wnt signaling pathway; cell fate commitment; neuron differentiation
Cellular component (GO): extracellular region
Molecular function (GO): frizzled binding; cytokine activity
Source: RefSeq, a predicted model, not a curated record
CCAUUUAUCUACACAAAGAUACGGAAUAAUUUGAAUUCUUUUCUAAUUUACUGACAACUACCCGUGAUAAUUUACCGCCGGAUUUGCAAUAUUUAAACAGAAUUUAAGCUUUUGGGGCCGAUCCAUGUUUGUCGAAAGAUUUUGAAACAAAUGAUAACGCCGACUGCCCGCCUCAAUUUGUGACGAUCUUUCUUUGUUGCCCGAGGAUCAAGGAUAAUUCUGAACAAGAUCUCUGGAACGUUUUAGAGGAGUCCGUUGUAUUUACAUUUUACCCCGAGUACAAUUGACUGCGACAAGCAUUUUGAGCACUCUGACCCUCAGAAAGACGGUGAUCUAUCAACAAAAUAGAGAAGUCUUCAUUUGUGAGAACCGUAACCAACUCCUUGGAUUAGACUGAAUGAUGUCGGUUUAGUAGAUGGGUCAAUUUCACACGUUCUAGAUGACCACAUCGAUGACGAAUUUCAUUUUGGGAUUCAGAAAUUCAAUGAAGCAUGAAGAUCAUCCACGCAUUCAUUCCACAUAAUCCAUUUUGUCAUGGGCUUGACCAAAUUACGGUUCUUUUCUAUUCAUUAUCCAAACUCGUCACAAACGUUUAAUUUCUUAUGGACGUGGCAUUAAGCGUGCAUUUUCUGAAUGGAAGAACAUACCUCAACAGAGAACAAUCAACUUCGAACUUCAAAUCAUUCCAAGACUAAACGACGAAUUCGAUGGAGAAUAUUUUUAUUCAGAAAAAGCCGAAUAUUAUUGUGUUUCAAAGACAUGGUGUUUUUCAUUACAGUAUUUCUCAUAUUCACAAGUAGUGUUGUAAGGGGGAUGAGCAACGAUAUUUUACGAUUGAAUAUACCUCCCAAGGAACCUAAACUAGAUCCUAACACCGUCUGUAAGACGUUUCCUGAUUUGACGCCAAGACAAUACACGCUGUGUAGCAUGUACCCUGACGUCACAGCAUCCGCCAUUCAGGGUAUACAAGUUGGCGUACACGAAUGUCAGAACCAACUGAAGGACAACAGAUGGAAUUGCUCUUCGCUGGAGAAGAAAAAUAAAAAUCCUCAUGCAAGUCCACUGUUAAAGAGAGGUUACCGUGAAACCGCCUUUGCCUACGCCAUUUCCGCCGCCGGAGUUGUCCACCAGGUGGCAGUUGCAUGUAGUCUGGGAAAACUGAAGUCCUGUGGCUGCGACAUGAGUCGACGAGGGAAAGUUAGGAAAUGGGAAUGGGGAGGAUGCAGCCACAAUGUUGACUUCGGUGAACAGUUUUCUAAGAAGUUUCUGGAUUCUAAAGAAAAACGCUCCAAAGACAUACAUGCCAAAAUUAAUUUACACAACAACAGAGCUGGAAGAUUGGCCGUCAUUAGAAACGUCAAUAGGAAGUGUAAAUGUCAUGGAAUGUCCGGAAGUUGCGAAAUGCAGACCUGUUGGAAAGCAACUCCAGAUUUUAAGGAGGUUGGGAAUCGUUUAAGGCGGAAGUACAGGUCGGCAAGAAAGGUAAAGGUUGACGUUCUCAACAAGGUGAAAACACAUUAUAAGAAAAUCAGAAAAUAUACACGAAAAACUGAUCUUCUUUUCUACGAACAAUCUCCGAAUUAUUGUGAUCCUAAUCCGGAAGUAGAUGCGCCAGGGACCUCUGGCAGACUUUGCAAUAAGACAAGUUCAGGGGCAGAUAAUUGUGAAACUUUGUGUUGUGGGCGUGGUUAUAACACGCUGAGAGUGAGACGGACAGAAAGGUGCGAUUGCAAAUUCCACUGGUGUUGUUACGUCGUAUGCCAAACCUGUGAAUAUAAUGAGUGGGUCACAGUUUGUAAAUAAUGAUCAAUUUUUUUCUUGCAUCCAUGUUUUGUUUGAUUUUUAUGUAUAUACAUGUAUUUUAUACAUAUUUAAUUCAGGUUGUUGUGUGUUAUCCACAAUAGUCCCUCGUUUUCUAUAUAUACAUGUAUUGUGUCACUAUUUUCGCAUCACUUUUCGUUUGUAAUACUUCGACAAAGCGCUUCUAUAUUUGAAGGGAAACUAAAACUAUUUAUUUUUUAUCAUUCUCUGCAAUCAUACACUUGUGUCAUGAUUGCAUUUAUUUGUAUGUCAUCUCUGUUUUUCAUUUCAAAAACCAUGCAUUAAAACGAGGAUUUACUUUUAUUUUUGCAUAAUUCACACAUUUGAUUUGUACUUUCCUCAUGUGCUGUGCCGAAGAAAGAAUAUGUCAAUUUUGAAAUUUAAUGUAUUUUUGAUCUUUGUACAUUUCUACUAUAAAACAUAUGCAUAUGGAAGUCAG